Messenger RNA from Ilyonectria robusta, 1362 nucleotides. Its product is annotated as putative P450 monooxygenase. Lineage: Eukaryota; Fungi; Ascomycota; Sordariomycetes; Hypocreales; Nectriaceae. The record is from RefSeq and is a predicted model, not a curated record. Bases 1 to 1362 code for a protein of 453 amino acids. The transcript has 6 exons. Gene Ontology annotation, molecular function: iron ion binding; heme binding; oxidoreductase activity, acting on paired donors, with incorporation or reduction of molecular oxygen.
AUGUGGCUUGUGUUUCGAGGGACCGCCCAUAUAGAGUACCGGCAACUCCAUAAGAAAUAUGGCAACAUCGUCCGCACCGCGCCUAGAGUUGUCGACAUUUCCGAUCCUGACGCCAUACCUAUCAUCUAUGGGAUCAGCAGCAAAUUCAUCAAGUCUCCCUUCUAUCGCACUAUGGACAUGAGCUUUGAGGAUAAAGUUAUGCCUAGCUUGUUCACCACCAUAUCACCCGACGAGCACAAAGAGCUAAAGCGGCCCGUAGCGCAAAAGUUCAGCAUGACAUCCAUUCGAAGUCUCGAGCAUCUAGUAGACCCCUGCAGCGAAAUAUUUACCGAGGCGAUGGAAGACUUACAAGGAGAAGUUGUAGACCUAGGGGUCUGGCUUCAAUGGUAUGCAUUCGAUGUGAUUGGAUCCAUCACGUUUGCGAAACGAUUCGGCUUCAUGGAGAAACGAGAAGAUGUAAAAGGAAUCAUAUCGGCAAUUGAGUGGGUUUUGAUGUAUGCGGGCAUAGUGGGACAAGUCCCCUGGUUGCACCAGUUCCUCUUAGGGAGCAUGCUGUUUCAAAAACUGCUGCGCGCCGUCUCAAACUCCGAUCCCAUGAAGAUCGCUAGCGAUAUGGUGCUAAGUGCGAUUCGGGAACACGAUUCCGGGGAUGGGAGUAGCGACAGAUCUGACUUUCUUGCUUAUUUGCGCCAGCAGCAAAAGUCAACUGGCAUCCCAAUUCAAAGGAGAGAGAUGAUGAAUCACCUGCUUAAUAACAUCCUGGCCGGAAGCGACACAACAGCGAUAUCACUAAGGGCAGUCUUCUACUACGUUAUUCGGGACAAAGGAGUCUAUGCCACUCUUCAGAAAGAAGUGGAUGAGUUUGAAGCGGCAGGUCGACUCUCGCCCGUAAUCACAUAUAGCGAGAGCCUUGAUAUGCCGUACCUUCAGAUUUGCUUGAAAGAAGCUAUGAGAGUGCAUCCUGGUGUUUCCUUCCCGCUUGAAAGAAUCGUGCCGAAGGGGGGUGUCCGAGUGUCCGGAAAACAUCUUCCCGAGGGAACUAUCGUAGGCAUGAACGCUGCUGUUAUUCACCGAAACAAGGAGAUUUUUGGGGAAGAUGCAGACGCAUUUCGGCCGGAAAGAUGGAUGGGCGAGGAGGAGAGGGUCAAGGUGAUGGACCGGCAUCUGCUUACGUUCGGAGCAGGAGCCAGAACAUGCAUAGGGAAGAAUAUAUCAAUCAUGGAGAUGGGAAAGCUGGUGCCACAGGUACUCCGGCAGUUUGAACUAGAGUGGGCAUCAGAGAAGCCAGACUGGAAUGUCAGGACGUACUGGUUCGCUCGGCAGCAAGGACUUCUGGUUCGUUUCAAGUCACGGAAAGCAUAG